UCAGGCCAGGACAGAGGCACUCUAUCCACCCCCCAAACAUCCACCCAGUCCCAUUCUCAUACUGAUUUCGCCCGUGUUGGAUCUGAACACGCUCCUGGAGCUCUACUCUUGCUGAGAGCGAUACUCCUGACCUUAAACGUGAUCUGUGUUGGAUUCAUUUUCUCUGUUUUGUGGAAGGAGACGACUGUGUUGGAUAUUCACCGGCAGAGGACGGAUCUUCAUGUGUCGCAGGGAGCUGUGGACAGCUCAGUGGAUAUGGACCGCCUGAACAGGAACAUGCCCGAGUGUGGACGGCAAACUCACCAGGUGUUACAGAGCACCCCCCUGGACCUGAUCGAGACCGGAAAGGGGCUGAAGUUCCAAGCAGAGCGCCCCCACUUGGUGAGCUUGGGGAGUGGACGACUGAGCACAGCCAUCACCCUGCUGCCACUGCCUGAGGGCCGGACCACUCUGGGUCAUGGUCCCAUGGACAUCAGCAUCCAGGGUCCUGGUGUGGCAGCUCAGCACUGCUACAUAGAGAACAGGUCAGGGGUUAUCACGCUGCACCCCUGUGGGAACCUCUGUGCUGUUGAUGCCAUCCAGAUUAGACAGCCCACUCGCCUGUCACAAGGCUGUAUGCUGUGUUUUGGCCAAUCAGCCUUCUUUCGCUUCAACCACCCCGAGGAAGCCUUCAGGAUGAAGAGUAUGAUGCCCCAAGGAGGAAGUGUCUCUGCUGGAGACUACAGACUCUGUGCAGACACAGAGAGCUUGGUCAAUGGGAAUCACCAGGCCAGUCCAGCCCAGUGUCCCCCAGCUCCUGGAGAGAAAGUCCAAUCCGAGCACAGCGCUAUCGUCAGCUCUAUUGAGAGGGACCUCCAGGAGAUCAUGGAUUCUCUAGUCAUGGAUGACCCUCAGCCUUCUUCAUCGGAGGCCAAAAAGAUUCCCGGGGGCCAGUCCGCAGCUCACUCUCCGCUGUCACCUAUGGUCAACGGAGGGGGCCGGUAUCUGUUAUCACCUCCUACCAGCCCAGGGGCCAUGUCUGUGGGGUCCAGCUAUGAGAACACAUCGCCUCCUUUUUCCCCACUGUCCUCACCCUCAGCAGCCAGCAGUGGAAGCUUCACCAGUCCAUCUCCUAGUGGAGGACCCCAGGACCAGAGUUCUUCUCUGCCGCCAGUGCCUGUACGCUCCUCUAGCUACAACUUCACCGCCCAGCCUCCGCCGGUACCCCAGCCACGGACCAUAUUGCCUAACUUCAGCAGCAGUGGGGUGAGCCAAAAGGUUCAGGAAAGCCCCAGGUUGCCACGAAAGGUCUUAACAGAGGCUCUUCCAAGCCCCAAGCCAAGCCACAGAGGACUGGGCCAAGAUGGGUCUGAGAGCCCUCGGCAGACCCCCCUUCUGUCCUCCAGUGAAUCUCUUAGCAGUAGAAACGCUGUGCCAAGUAGCCCCAGGCUCACACCCAAGUUUCCAACCUGUUCAUCCCCAUCGCCCUCCAGCCCCAGGACCAAGACUGCGACAGUGCUCCAAGAAAGACCUGCCAGCCCCUUCAGAGAGCACGCCCCUCUGGCCGAUCGCUCUCUUACUUCCAGCCCCUCCAGGCAGCUUUCCCAACCCACCAGAGCGUUCCAGCCUCCCCUGGACCCUAUCGUCCACAUAAUCCAAGGAUCACCUCUCCAGCAGCAUCCACGCUCGUUGCAGCCCCCAGAAAGCCCUCGCUUGGCCCGAAGGAAUGUGGAAGUGAAUGGGGGCGGUGGAGCGGGCAGCAGUAUGAGAGAGUUGCCACCUUUAAGCCCCUCCUUGGCUCGCAGAGGGAUUCCAGUUCUCCCAGGGGCACUUCCGGGCACGGUGAACCCACUGAGGCCUCUGGACAGCCCCUCAAAUCUGGGCAAGGUUGUUCCAGAGAGCCCCAGACUUCGGCGCAAGUCGGAGGAGCAGACUUGCGGCAGAGGCAUCCGAGCUCGCAGUCCUUCACCUACCUCUUUGUUGACGGAGGGCAGCGUCGGGGGCGCGGGGGUACGGAAAGCGAGCUUUGGGAAUUCCUUGUCGCCUGCUUACAGUCUGGGCUCGUUGCCGGGUUCCUCUCCUGUAGCCAGCCCAAGGACCCACAGAAAGAUGUCUGCAGGGAGACCGCACCCCGGUAUGAGGGAGAGAAAGAACAGCAUCACAGAGAUCAGCGACAACGAGGACGAUCUGCUGGAGUACCACCGACGACAGAGAGAGGAGAGGCUCCGCGAGCAGGAGAUGGAGAGGCUGGAGAGACAGCGACUAGAGACCAUCUUAAACCUCUGUGCUGAGUACAACAAAGGAGAGGGCACCGGCCUGGAUCCGCUGUGCUCGGGGAGGUUGGGAUUCCCAGGAUGUCUGGAGAACGCGCCAGGAGGGAUGGCGUCUUCAAACACGCUCCGUCUAGCACAGAGACAGAGGGAGAGCGACGAGGAGAACCUGAAGGAGGAGUGUAGUAGCACAGAGAGCACUCAUCAGGAGGUGAGGACGUCUCCUGCUCCCAGCGCAGCAUCCACACUGCACAAUGGAGACAGACAGCACGAGGACUCCUCCAGCGCAGGCAGCGGUGGUCGUGUGGAGCUGGGCUACCUGGAGGAAGAGCGGGUCCGUGUUCUGGCUCGGAUUGACGAGUUCAAAACCCGGCUGACAGAACUGGAGCAGCAACUCCAAGAGUCCAAACAAGAGGCUGAGAUGGAGCGCGCCUUACUGCAGGGCGAGAGGCAAGCAGAGCUCGACCAGAUAGAGACGGAAACAGAUAUCAUCGCUCAGCUGCAGCACAAGCUGGACGAGCUGGAGAGCGCCAUCCAGAGAGAGAAAGACAAGGAGAGGGCUAAUGUUGAGGCCGAGCGCCGGGUUCUGCAGAGCCUCCAGGAGGGCUACGCUGAGCUGAAGAACCAGCUUCAUAAUUGUCCCGAGUCCCUGCGGGAACAGUUGCAGGAACAGCUCAAAAGGGAUGGAGAGGCACUGGAAGCAGGAACUAAAAAGUUUGAGGACCUGGAGUUUCAGCAGCUGGAGAGAGAGAGCAGCCUGGAGGAAGAGCGAGAAACCAUCAGCCAGCAGCUGCUGCAGGAGAGAGCCGAGUACCAGCACAGUGUGGCCAAGAGGAAGGAGAAGGUGUCGGCUCUGGAGAACCAGGCCAACCAGCUCGGCCUGCAGGCAGCUCAGGAGUGUGAGCGGCUGGCUAAAGACCGAACGCUCACACUGCAGAUGCUCCAGAAGGAGAAGGAGAGGCUGUCAGCCCUGGAGAAGAGAUACCACAGUCUGACUGGAGGAAAGAGCUUCCCCAAGUCUUCCACUGCCAUGAGGGAGGAAGCGCUCCAUAUCAGCGAGGCCCACCUGUUGUUGGAGGACUUCCGCUCCUCCCAGCGCUCCCUCUGUCGAGCCUCUCCUUCCUACUUACACCCCUCCCCUCCCUGUCAGUUGUACCCCAGCAGCCCUACAGAGGAUUAUGUGACAGUGGGCCAGUUAAAUCAGAUGUAUGGGAUGCCAAAGGUGGAGUCGUCCCCUACCUCCCCACUUCGCCAGCCCCUGCAGCCCGGAGCAGUAGACCCCACCUUCUCCUGCCUCCCCUCUCCUCAUGCCUCCUUCCCCCCUCUCUCUUUAGAGUCUGAAGGCUGCAGGCCUCACCUGUCCAAGCUAGACUUAGAGCAGUGGUACCAGGAGCUGAUGGCUGGCUCCAGCCACCUCUGUCCUCCCUCUUUGCCAGCCAGAUGUUUGUCGGGCCGCAGGCCUGUGCUGCAGGUGUUCCGCUCCAAGCUGGACAGCGAUCCCGGCUUUUCCUUCCACCAGCCUAAGUCCGGCUCUGCUUCCCCCCUGCAGCAUGGAGCAGCAACGCUAGGACGCAACACAGGCUCCAAGAGCCCCCUGCUGGCGGUCGGCAGCACCGGAAGUCUCCCCAGGAACCUGGCUGCAACGCUGCAGGACAUCGAGACCAAGAGGCAGCUGGCUCUGCAGCAGAAAGAGCCCCAGACCUCCAGACAGAGCGCCGUAGAGGAAAGCUCAGCAGGUCAGCAGGUGAUCGAAGAGCAGCGCCGCCGUCUGGCCGAGCUCAAGCAAAGAGCAGCAGCCGAGGCUCAGUGCCAGUGGGAGGCCCUCCACGGCUCCCAGCCUCACCUCAUGACCUCGUCCUCCCCGUCUCCCUCCUACUCCCCCAUCAUGGCCUACAGCCCCGCGCUGAGCCACACUUCCUUGGGGCCCCCUCCUCUGGUUCAUCACUCCAUCCUGCACCAUCAGCCCCCGUCGGCCGGGGAGCAGCCGUACGACACCCUGAGCCUGGAGAGCUCGGAUAGCAUGGACACCAGUGUGUCCACUGGGAACAACUCGGCCUGCUCGCCUGACAACAUGAGCGGUAUUGGAGGUGUGGACGCGCUGAAGAUCGAGGAGAUGGAGAAGAUGCUGAAGGAGGCGCAGCUGGAGAAAGCCAGACUUAUCGAAUCGCGGGAACGGGAGAGCCUGGCUCGCCGUCAGAUGCUCGAGGAGGAGAGGAGGAGGAGGGAGGAGGCCGAGAAGAGACUGCAGGACGAAACUUUCCACCGGCAGCAGCUGGUGGAGAAGGAAGUCAAGAUGAGGGCCAAGAACUUCUCUCAGGCCCGUCCUAUGACUCGCUACCUGCCCAUCAGGAAGGAGGAGUUUGAUUUGCGCUCGCACAUCGAGUCGUCGGGUCACAGCGUGGAGACGUGCUAUCACGUCAUCCUCACCGAGAAGAUGUGCAAGGGCUACCUGGUGAAGAUGGGAGGCAAGAUCAAGUCGUGGAAGAAACGCUGGUUUGUGUUCGACCGCCUCAAAAGGACUUUCUCGUACUAUGUUGACAAACACGAGACCAAGCUGAAGGGAGUGAUCUACUUCCAGGCUAUAGAAGAGGUUUACUACGAUCACCUGCGCAGCGCCACAAAGAGCCCCAACCCCUCGCUGACCUUCUGUGUCAAGACCCACGACCGCCUCUAUUACGUGGUGGCCCCGUCGGCCGAGGCCAUGAGGAUGUGGAUGGACGUGAUCGUCACGGGAGCGGAGGGGUACACGCAGUUCAUGAACUAAGAGGAGCGCUGGGACGAGCUGGCGGCUUUGGCGGGGACGCUCCCAUCACAGACUAAGACUCUUCCUGUUUCCUGUCCUCCGAUGGCUCGCCUUCCUGUGUUACUUUUCAUUUUGAAUCUAACAUCUUUGAUUUGACCGUGUACUUGUUUCCACGUCCACUCUAUGUGAUUCUGUUUGGAUUUAAAAAGGGAGGACACACACACACACACACACACACACACACUCGUCUGUAUAUAAACCAAAUGUAAACCUGUCAAAGACUUUAUUACAAAGCCUUUCUAUAUUGCCAAAUGGAGAUCUUAUAGUUAACUGUUUGUUGAACUUUUGUAUUUUUUGUUCCUUUAUUUCUUUUUUACUUGUAGAGAAAAUUGCCAAAUCACACGAUGCCAAUGUUUUUUCCUUUCGUGACUUUGUUAGACAGGAACAGUUUGAUUGAAUCCUGUAAUCAUUUUUAGAAAUAUUUCAAAAAAAAAAAAAUCUCAUUUCCAAUGUAUAACCUGAGAAAUACUGUAAUCCCUGAGUGAGCCGGAGCUGGAGAGGACGUUUGUAACGGCGAAACACAGAGGAGCGUGUUUCAGCUUCACACUGAAGACGAACACUAAGCCAAUCAGCAUCCACAGCUACACCCACGGCUCCACCCUGUUCCUAUCUCCACACACAGGCUUACCAAAGUAACUGGAAGUGACGUUAGACUGUGAGCCGCUACGCUCAGGAGUUCACUCUGCAGUUCUCACAGCAGUUUGCCCUGUGGAGGGUUGGGAAGGUGUCAGUAUUGAAGCUGCUCGUUGACCAGGCUUUGUGCAGGAUUUGGUGCAUUUCAGUUAAUGUGGUACAAUACACAGUACUGUGUAUCAAAGCUAGCAAGAGCUGGUGAGACACUCAAACAUGUAGCUAAUGCCACAAGAGCGUUAGCUUAGCAUGAAGACUGGAAGCCCUGAGAAACGUUAGCCUGGAUCUGUGUGAAAAAAACAGUCGUGGUUUUAGUGCAUCUCAUUGGCUGUCCCACUCAGUCUUUAUAGUAAACUGGUCAUUUCCUUUGCUUUAUCUACUUGGUUCUUGGUGUUUUGUAUUUAGCUAAAGCUAGGUAACGUUCUUAGCAAGCUAAAAAUGAGACAAGCUGCUAGCUUAAACGUCUCGCUUUCUAGCUAGCUCUGUCCCUUUGCUUCCAGUCUUUUUGCUAGUCUGAGCUAAUGCUAUAUAACUCUUAAAGAGGACCUGGCCUUCUGUAUUUUCAUGUAGGUACAGUAUACAGGUUGUAUACAUUCAGUCAUUAUUUCAAUCAUUUUUGCGGCGUCACAACAAACUGAUCAGCUUGUCAAUCAGUCAUCUGCUGUAGGCACAAGAAGCCUGAGCAGUACAGGCGUAACAUAAACACUGCACGCUGCCCCAUGGUAGGCUUCCUGACGUUCUGCAAUCAGUGAUAGUGGGCUUUCAGGGAGGGGAGGGAGUCUUGAGAGACGGAUGCUGAAAUGGCCCAGACAGGAUGAACCGAGGGGCUCUAAAGUUGCCCAACUAAAGAUGAACUGAAAGCAGAGAGCGAGAUGGGUCCUCUUUAAGAAAGCGUUCAUAAUCCAGACGCUCAUCGGUUCUUUCACAGCUUUGAAACUGGACUUGCCCCAAAAGUUUUUCAUGUGCUGUUUUUAAACCAGGGGCGACAAGCUCGCCUCAUCAUCAGCUAGCCACAAUCUCUACUUUCCUAAAUUAUUAAUUACGUAAUGCAGAAGCGGUCGGUCUAUCACAUUCACUGGGGGACCUUGAGUCUCAGAGACUGACCGCUACACUGGUCUCACCAAAGCUGCCACGUUCUCAGUGCACUUGUGAAUAUGUUGAACAGGAAUCUCUCACUGUGUCUGUAUCAAGCUGUCAUUUUGCCAACUCUAGGUGCAAACUGCAUCUCUUCGUGUGCACAAAGUGGUAAAUCUUCUGUUUGCCAAGUAGCCUUUAGCUAACCUGAUAUGACUGCUGGGAAGCAGCCAUCACCACUGCCAGCCUAAGCAACGGCUACCAGAAGGCACCAAUACAGGACCACACAACACUACGGACUGAUGCAAUUCAGAACUGUGCCUUGACUAUGUUGUUAUUGUUGUCGAUGCCGUGUCUGUGAGUACAGCACAGCCUCUCUUGGAGGUCCCAGUUAUAUGAAUGCAUUGACUUUGUUUCUGAGCUUUGCCACUGGGAUGUGGCACCAGAGGCCCUGAGUGGUGGGGAUCAGCUACGACACUAUUGGACAAAUGUAAUUUUAUGUUUUAUUUUUCUUUCGACCAGUUUAAUUCAAUAUUUAUUUCGUCGUAGCAUCAAUUAAGUCGUCUGUUACAAAAGUGGAGCGAGAAUCCCAGCGUUUGGUGACUGUAGGGAGGAAGAACUUCAGUAGAUCCAGGAUCAGGGAGGGGCACAGAAAGACCUGAUAACAAUAAAAAGAAUGAAAUGCUUAGUAUGAAAGCAGCUGUAUGCAGAUUUAAGGUGGAAUUCACCAGUUUAACUAAAAAAAACAAGCGAGUUGCAGUACUGACGAUAUAUGCUGUACUGAAGUAAAGGUAGAAGUAUUUAUACUCCACUGCAUUCUCUCAUUUUACACUCUAAAAGCUGAACGUCGUGGCCGUCAGCUCAUUUAUGUAGCUCGUUUGUUUUCAGUUGAAAUCGGCACAGUUCCAUUUUUAUGGAAUGAUUCUUCUACACAACCCUACAAAGGGUCAUACUGCAUAACGAGUACAGCUUUUUACACUGCAGUAUUGCUGCUUUCAAUAUUUAGUUGUCCAUGCUGACAGGUGGCUCUUUCAUUAAGUACCCAAACAUUUCCCCUGCAAUGGAGCGAUGGGCUGAUUCCUUGGUUCCAUUAUGAACAUUUGUCUUAAAACUAAAACCUGCUCAGUCUCUUUCUGUGGCCCGCUGCCUGCACCAGGAUGGAUAAAUCGAUCUUGCACCUCGGCUUUAAUGGAGCACCUCAUCUCACCGUGGUUGGUUUGGGAUCAGCAGGUUUCCAGUGCUACUCUGAUUUGUAGGAGCAUUCGGAGCUGGUUUCAUGUGUCGGUACAGUGAUGAUCACUUAUGGUUGUGGUGCCUGAGACAGUGAUAUGUUUACUUGUUAUAAGACUAGUGAAAAGACCUUAAUAUACUCUGUCCCUACCACCCACUUGCCUUUUAUUUCCCUGCACAGCGAGGACGUGCAAACCAAACUAUUCAACACUGGCGAGGCUGUUAAAUCUCGUCUGUGGAGAGCAGGUGGUGUACGCAUCACUGUCAUCUAUUCUGUAAAGACGAUGCCUGAAUGAAAACAUGGAAAUCAAACAGUAUUGUAUGGAAAGAAGUACAAUUUUUACUUGUAUCAUUUUAGAAGUUUUAUUGUCAGUUACAUUUCAGAUGGUAUGGUAGUGCUGUAUCAGCGAAUAAUCCACCUCACACUCACCAGACUCUAGUUUUCUUCAUAAAGUGGUUCCUGUCUCGCACACACACACACACACACACACACACACUCUUAGUACUCGGACCAUGCUGUUAUUGGUACCCUGUAUGCCUCGUGUCAUUUUCAUGUAUGGAUUGUGUCAGCUCUAUUAAACGACUAUCACAGAUCGGCUGCUUCCUCCACUUCAGCAGGUUCCAGUGUUGAGAGAGACAGACCGCUAACGCUGACUGAUUAUGGGCUCGUUACACAGCCAUCAUAAUGACAGCUCUAACACUGAGAAAACAAAACUUCAAUCUAAAAAUAUGUGAAAUA
Oreochromis niloticus (Nile tilapia) is the source of this 8725-nucleotide messenger RNA. RefSeq names its product pleckstrin homology-like domain, family B, member 1b (gene phldb1b). Gene Ontology annotation, molecular function: protein binding. The transcript is spliced from 25 exons. Bases 256 to 5013 code for a protein of 1585 amino acids. The record is from RefSeq and is a predicted model, not a curated record. Gene Ontology annotation, cellular component: basal cortex. Gene Ontology annotation, biological process: regulation of microtubule cytoskeleton organization. Lineage: Eukaryota; Metazoa; Chordata; Actinopteri; Cichliformes; Cichlidae.